AUGAUUUCCUCGUUGAGACAACCUAGUAUUUCGGUCAGUGGUUCCAGUGUUGUUUUAAGGAAAAGACAUGCAACCCUAAUCCAGCCACAACCACAAUCAUUUUCACCUCUCUUGUCAAGAGAGAAAUCACAGAGAUCUGUUGUUUCAAUGAAGAAGCCUCUUCAUCUUGCAUGUCUAGGUGUUGGAAAUUUUGGGUCUGUGAAGAAUUUUGAGUCCGAGGAUAGUUUUGGGAAAAGUGAUUUGGUGAAGUGUGGAGCUUAUGAGGCUGAUAGAUCAGAGGUUGAGGGUGGUGGUGGAACACCAUCAGAGGCUGCUAAGAAGGUGAAAAUUGGGAUAUAUUUUGCGACUUGGUGGGCUUUGAAUGUUGUGUUUAAUAUUUAUAACAAGAAGGUUUUGAAUGCGUAUCCUUACCCUUGGCUUACUUCGACGCUUUCGCUUGCUUGUGGCUCGCUUAUGAUGUUGAUCUCUUGGGCUACUAGGAUUGCUGAAGCUCCUAAGACUGAUCUUGAGUUUUGGAAGACUUUGUUCCCUGUUGCUGUUGCGCACACAAUUGGACAUGUAGCGGCUACGGUUAGUAUGUCCAAAGUUGCGGUAUCAUUUACGCAUAUCAUCAAAAGUGGCGAGCCUGCUUUUAGUGUUCUUGUUUCGAGGUUUAUUUUGGGCGAGACCUUCCCUGUGCCGGUCUAUCUGUCUUUAGUUCCAAUCAUUGGUGGAUGCGCACUUGCUGCUGUGACCGAGCUCAAUUUCAAUAUGAUCGGUUUUAUGGGGGCUAUGAUAUCAAAUCUGGCAUUUGUGUUCCGAAAUAUCUUUUCCAAAAAGGGGAUGAAGGGAAAAUCCGUUAGCGGAAUGAAUUACUAUGCUUGUUUAUCUAUUUUGUCCCUUGCGAUUCUCACCCCCUUUGCGAUCGCCGUGGAAGGACCAGCAAUGUGGGCUGCUGGAUGGCAAACAGCUCUAUCUGAAAUCGGACCCCAAUUCAUAUGGUGGGUGGCAGCUCAGAGUAUAUUCUAUCAUCUAUACAAUCAGGUGUCUUACAUGUCGUUGGACGAGAUCUCUCCGUUGACAUUCAGCAUCGGAAACACCAUGAAACGUAUAUCCGUCAUAGUCUCUUCAAUCAUCAUCUUCCACACACCAAUUCAGCCCGUCAAUGCUCUCGGAGCCGCAAUUGCUGUCUUUGGAACCUUCUUAUACUCACAGGCAAAACAAUAG
Lathyrus sativus (Indian pea) is the source of this 1206-nucleotide messenger RNA. The record is from the annotation of a GenBank genome assembly. NCBI's taxonomy places the organism in Eukaryota, Viridiplantae, Streptophyta, Magnoliopsida, Fabales, Fabaceae.